Passer domesticus (house sparrow) is the source of this 2308-nucleotide messenger RNA. It is a transcript of the gene CBX1, whose product is annotated as chromobox 1. Gene Ontology annotation, cellular component: nucleus; pericentric heterochromatin. The transcript has 5 exons. The record is from RefSeq and is a predicted model, not a curated record. The coding region runs from base 191 to 748 and encodes 185 amino acids. Gene Ontology annotation, biological process: chromatin organization; negative regulation of transcription by RNA polymerase II. NCBI's taxonomy places the organism in Eukaryota, Metazoa, Chordata, Aves, Passeriformes, Passeridae. Gene Ontology annotation, molecular function: chromatin binding.
CGCGGCGCAGGCGCGGUGCGCGCGGCGGGCAGCGGCGCUGGCCGGGCUCUUUUGUUCAGGGCGGUGGACGGAGCGCGGCCAGGCCCGGGCCCCCCCCGACCCCCGAGCGCGCCCCCCGCGCCCCUUCCCUCGGACACCGGCGGCGGGGCUGUGCAAGCAGCCCGGGAAAGCGGAGAAGCUGGCCAGCACAAUGGGAAAAAAGCAGAACAAGAAAAAGGUGGAAGAGGUGCUGGAGGAGGAGGAGGAGGAGUACGUGGUGGAAAAAGUCCUGGAUCGGCGCGUGGUCAAGGGGAAGGUGGAAUACCUGCUCAAGUGGAAGGGCUUCUCCGACGAGGACAACACCUGGGAGCCCGAGGAGAACCUGGAUUGCCCGGAUCUGAUCGCGGAAUUCCUGCAGUCCCAGAAAACCGCCCACGAGAGCGAGAAAUCCGAGGGCAGCAAGCGCAAGGCCGAGUCGGACACGGAGGACAAAGGGGAGGAGAGCAAACCAAAGAAAAAGAAGGAAGAGUCGGAGAAACCGCGAGGCUUCGCCCGAGGCUUCGAGCCGGAGCGAAUCAUCGGAGCCACGGAUUCCAGCGGGGAGCUGAUGUUCCUGAUGAAGUGGAAGAACUCUGACGAGGCCGACCUGGUGCCCGCCAAGGAGGCCAACAUCAAGUGCCCGCAGGUGGUGAUCUCGUUCUACGAGGAGAGGUUGACAUGGCACUCCUACCCCUCAGAGGACGAUGACAAGAAAGAGGACAAGAACUAAGCCCUGGUGCCCCCGCUCCGGGCAGCUUUGGGGGUUUUUUUUGGGAAGACGAUCCGAACUUUUGUGGGGUGUGAGCAAAGGAGGGGUCUGGAGGUGCCCUUGGAAGAGCCCCCCAGCCCAGUUUCUGUGCCCUGCAGCCGCUCCUCUGCUCCCGGCCGUGUCCAGGUUCCCAGCAGGAUCCCCUGGAAUUCCAGAUUCCAGCGGGGACGGGGGGAGGGAGAAUAGGGGAUUUGGAAAGCUUGGGACGGGGUGGGAAUUUGGGGUGGGGAGGGGUCUCAAAGCAGUGGGAGCGGAAGCAAAGCCCCUUCCAUGAAGGACUCGCCGGGAUGGCCGGGCCGGGGAUUGGGAUUGGGAUUGGGAUUGGAUUGGGAUUGGGAGUGCAGGUGGAUCCUGCUUCCCCUGCAGAGCCCAUCCCACAGCCCCAGCCUGGUUCCCAAUAGUGUUAACUCUGCAUUUUUAAGGCGUAGCAUGUGUGUAGGUCUUCUGAUUCGGAUUUCUAUUUUCCUUUUAUUUUCCUUUUUUUUCUUAAUUUUCUUUUUUUUUUCUUGGCUUUUUCCUGGUGUUAUCCUUUGGGAAGGAAGGGAGGGAUUUUGGGGGGAAUUCAAUCACUUUUAAUCAAGGAGGGAAAUAAUGUCUGGUGAUGACAUUCCCAGAUUGUUUCCAUAUUUUUGGGGUUGCUUUUUUUAAAAAAAAGAACCUGAAUUCGGGGUUUUUUUUCCUAAAAAAACCCGAAUUCAGCAAAGAAAAUCAAUGGAUAAAAAAAAUUAAGGGAGAAAGGGAGAAGUUCCCAGAAUUGCUGCCAGAACUGGGGACAGAGACACUGAAACUGUGAAUGUCCAAAAUCUCCAGAGCUGAUCCUCGAGCGAUUUUUAGGGGCAACUUUUGGGGAAGGGGGGGAGGGAACUUUUGGGGUGGGAGGGGACGAAGGGGAGACUUUGUGAAAAUGCAACUUUGUGAUUCUGUAUCGUCCUGCAGCAGAACUGCCACUCCUGACACGUGCAUUGUAUGGGGGGGGGAUGAAUUUUAACCCUUUUAUUGCCUUUUUAACCCUUUUUUUUUUUCUGUUCUAAGGUGCUAUUUCUCCAAAUUGGGGGGGGGGGAAUCCCGAAAAAAAAAGAGAUUUCCUGAAUUUCUGACCACUCAUUCUUUUCCCACUCUGGAUUUUCCUGCCCAGCCAGCAGGGAGGGAAUGUGGGAGGGAGAGGAACCAAGAGCAGCACAAGGAAAAUUCCAGUCAGUCCCAGUUUCUGCCCAGAGCGAGGCUGGGAGCUGCAUUCCCAGAACCUUGGGGCGGGUUUUGAUUUUUGAAAUCAGAUUUCUUUCCCGAAUCCUGAACUAUUUAAGUGACUCCAGGGGUGGGAUCUCGACGUGCAUUGUACAAACCUUUUUUAUGAGCAUGUGUUUGGGUUCCUGUGCAAAAAUCCGUGUGCAAAUGUAAAAGUUCGUGUUUGGAUUUUAACUUCAUACCGAGCUCUGUCCAGUUUUUAUUUUGGUUUUUUUGUUUCGUUUUGAUUUUUUUUUUUUUUUUGGUCUCAAUAAAAUUUUAGAUUUAUAAUCCUGA